Messenger RNA from Drosophila miranda, 881 nucleotides. Its product is annotated as immune-induced peptides-like. NCBI's taxonomy places the organism in Eukaryota, Metazoa, Arthropoda, Insecta, Diptera, Drosophilidae. The transcript has 2 exons. The record is from RefSeq and is a predicted model, not a curated record. Bases 146 to 517 code for a protein of 123 amino acids.
UGCUGAAAGCUCACCCAGCUGCUAAUGUGAUAGGUAGUUCAUGUCUUGAUGUCUGACGACCGCUUAGCUACUAUAAAUACUGGCAGCCGGUCAAGCAGAGCUCAGUUGCAGCUCAGAAUUGUGUCUGAUAACACCACAGAAUAUAAUGAAGUCCUUUGGAUCAGUGGUUUUAAUGGUUUGUGGCGUUCUAUGCGUCGCUGCCGAUCCCCAACACACCUACGACGGACGCAAUGGGCCCCAUGUAUUUGGAGAUCCUGGCAAUCAGGUAUAUAUACGGGGACAAAGUGAAGGCACCUAUAGAGUGCCCGGUGUAGGCGGCCAAUUUCAGAACACUCCAUCGCGGGGCGAACACGUCUAUACGGAUAAAGGUGGCAACACUUAUGUGAACCAAAAAAAUUCGGAGGGCCAGGUACAGUCAAGCCAUACGAGUUUUAUAAGAAUUCCACUAUAUGAGUAUAUCUGUAGGAACGCACAUCAUCAGCGGUUCCAGCUUCUCAGCUACAAAUGGGCAGCAUAAAAUUAUUAAUGGAAACCACGCAGACAAGGAUUUGCACGCUGUAGUGCGCUUGUUGUAAGAAAAAAUUGUUUGCAUCGACGUCUUAAUUUUCCCUAAAAUUAUGCUACGCGAAUAGGCUAAGUCUUCUGUUGGGUACAAGAAAGCUAAGCUUUUAACACGCCAUCUACUGGGUGCGCUUCGUCACCGUGGGCUGCCCAUAUUAUUUUGUUUGGCUGACGUUUUAAUCGGCCUCCUCCUCCCACUGUCAUUUUGACAAAUCGAAAAGAAAAAGGGAAGAACGAGGGGAUGAGGCCUUGAUUUCCGGGAGAAGCAGCUCGCUCUCUCCUCGUGGUAUCCGAACAGUACGGACGUACUUAUCCAGCUC